GCGAGUUCUUGCUAAACUUUUGGGCCAAUCAGCGCUGUCGGCAAAUUUGUUACGAUUAGCUGAACAUGGGACCAACAUGGCCGAUGCUAUUAAAGUAGUUGAAGGGAAAAUAAAGUUUCGCGAAGGCAAAAAAUGGAAACCUCGAUGGUGCAUUAUCAAGAAACCAUCCCCAGUGGCUGAUCAACUGCAAGUUUUGUUGUAUAAAGAUGUUUCUCAAGCUGUCAAAGAGGAGGCAAAGCCCAAAACUUUUUUUACCCUGGAGGCAUUCUUCGGGCUUGAUGCUGGCAUUGCCUUUGAUAAAGAGUUACAUGUUUUGGCUAUCAUAUGUCACAAAUCUACCAGUCUCAUGGCCUUUGAGCAAAGAGAACACAUGAUACAGUUUGAAAUCAAAAUAAGGCAAAGCCUUGGGGAAGAGCACCAGUUUCCAGUAACAGUCGUGAAGGCUCCAUCUAGUAGUCGUCUGGCUAAAGACCAGGUUAGAUUAGUGAUCCAUGACCUUAGAUUUUGUCUCAUUGCUCAGACACCUCCCAAAAUUCUGCUUUCCUGGAAUAUUGAAGAUUUGCGACGAUUUGGAGCGAAUGACAACAAAUUUUGUUUUGAAGGAGGCAGUCGCUGUGGUAAAGGCACUGGUGUGUUUGCCCUACAAUCAGAGCAGGCCAAAGACAUUGAAGAUAUUGUUCAAUUAGCUUCCAUGGGCAAAAUGUCUAAUGGUCAUAGAAGAAAUUUAAACAGAAGCUCACAGGUUGAUCUCAGUAGUCAUCUCAUUGCUGAUAUGUUACCCACUCAUUCAUCCUCAUACAUUCAUCAUCAUCCAAAUAGUAGUUCCCCCCAGGCACCUCUCCCUGUUACCUUGAACUGCUGCUAUGACAACCAGACUGGAAGCGCUGAGUCUGAGGACUGGAGCUGGUACAAGAGACAUUCAGUGAGUGUGAUGGACCAUCAUCGCAUAGUGGCAUCACGGGACAACGUGGAUCACUUCAUUGGAAUCUAUGAUGUGCCUCCUAAUCAUGGUAGGAAAAUUGCAGAACACGUGGGCAAUACAGCUGCAGAGUCCAACUACCAUGUCCCUAGAAACUAUCCCGAGGUAGUUAAUUCAGAACAUGUCCUAAAUAACGAUUAUUGUAAUUAUAAGCAGAUUACUUACAAAGGAAAAGAAGGAACUCAUUGUGGCACAGAGGAGCCCACACAAGAUAAAUCCUAUGACCUGUUUAAUCUGAAAGUCAAUGCAUUGGCCAGAAAAAGUCCCUCUCCCUCUGUCUCUCGAGAAGAAUCAUUACAGCGCUUACAAAUGCAAGAAUCCCACUUACAACGAGAAAUGGUUUUAUUGGAUGAAAUUCUGCAGAAUUGUGCAGUUAAAAAUAGUGAGAAACAGGGGGAAGAACUAAAUAAAGAUCAAUCAAACUCAACUUGUAGUCCUAACAAACUUCAGCAUAGACUGAAUAAUUUGGAAGAUAAUCUGACAAUCAUUUCUGGGAAUAUUUCUCCAUUUAAAAUGAAAGCUGAAAAUCCAAUGGUACUUAGAAAAAUGGACAGAACUAUAACUGAGAGGUUAAACACAAGCAUGCCAGAACCUUUGCCUGCAAGCCCAUUGUGUCAAAGAAAAGUCAAGAACAUCUUGGCACCAUUGCCUUAUGUCAAUUUGAGCAGAUAUGAUGAUGAGUCAUUCAGCCAUGUACACUUUCCUGGGAGUUCUGAAUCUAUUCCAACGAUGAAGGAUUCUGGUCUUGUAGCUAUUGAUGCUAAGCAUGUCAAAUCUCGCAGUCAGAGCAAUAGUCUUGUCAAUUUAAACACUCCCUCUAACACUCAUUAUGCUACUCAAGCAUCUGGCCAACAGUGCUCCAAGUUUUCUCAACAAAACAGGUCAGAGGACAAGCGCUCUGAUAACCAGGAGAUACUCUUUGUUAAACUGGAUGAUUCCAGUGUUUCUAAUGAUCCUAUCAUUUAUGCAUCAUUACAGUGCAUGAUGGAUGAAAACAUUAACCAUAAAAGGUUCAAUAAUGAUCUGGUCAAGGUAUUCACUUCUGAUGCAGGGAGACAUCUACAUGAGGAAAACUAUGUUAACUGUGAAGCUAUUUAUGAGAAUUUACCUUUAAAAGUGGACAAUGAUUUACCACCAGAGUUGCCCCCAAAAGGUCCUGCAUUACUGAAAAAAUUACAAGCUGCAUAUUCUAACAGACAAAUUGUUAGCCAUUCAAAUAUACAACAAAGUCAGUCUGUACACACUCUUGGUGAGAGUAACUUAUUAGCUGAAAGGAGUGCUGUAAACAGUCAAGAUAGCCAAGAAAAAAAACUGGAUUUGAAAGAGGACAAUUACUGCAUGAUGGGAAGCCCUAAAAUAAGACAUAAGCUGUCUGUGGUUCCAGAGUCACCAUUCAGGUCUGGAAAAAGUCCACAGGCCCAGUGUCUUUUCAAAGGUACAAAUGUACAUGUACGAGGGGAUUAUAUGGAUAUGGGUGUGAUUGGAUCAGAAAGUUGUGAAGAUGAGAUAUACUUGGAUGUAGAUGCUGCAAGAGACUUGAACUCCAAAGACCUAUACAUUUCAGAAGCUGACUUAAAACUGGCUUCCAUGACCUAUGAAAGAAAUAUGUCUGGAGAAUGCACUUAUAUGGACAUGUCCUGUGUUCCCAAUAGAAAAAGUAUGGUUGUGCCCAGUGUUGAUUCAAUCCAUGUUACCAAAACUCCAGGGAAGGAUACUGCCAAACAAAAUCAAAGAACUAAACUAGGACCAGCGCCACCCCCACCUUGUCCUCCUCGUCCCAUGACCUUAACAAUGAGGCAAGACAACCACCACAUAGGCUUAGCAGACGUGAACCUUGGCAACCAGAAUAAAGCUCAACCAGUUAAAAGUGCAACAAAAGUUUACACAAAGGCUAAAAAAUCCAAUCAUAGUUCUCCUAGCCCCAGUGAACCACCAAUGCCUUUUCCAAAUUUGAUUGAUUUCACCAAGAAAAUGACAGAAAGUCGGUCAACAUAUGUCAACACUUAUAUUGAUUCAGCUCAAGGCGAGUCAUAUAUUGCAAACAGAGAUGUGCAAUUACCAGAGCCUGCUAAAGAAGGGUUCCUUGCUAGGUUUAAGCGCAGGAGUUCAAAGGAUAAAAAUGCUCUCCAGCUCCAGGAAAAGUCCAAUAAGAAUAGAAAUAGUGUUUUAGAGCGAAGUAUGUCAGAGCAUGAAGCAUCCAAAGCUGUGAAAGAUGAAAAGACUUCAAAAUUAAAACUGGGAAGACGCAGAUCAUCAAGUUUCCCCAAUCGUCUCAGUUACCAAGAAUCACUUGAUGGUAGUAAUGUUGCAGCUCUAAGUCAAGUAAUAGGAUCUAGUUGCAUUUUGGGGUCUAGUUCUUCAAAACCAAAUAGUCCACCUAAACAAAAAGAACAGAGUGAAAGCUCUUCCUCCAUUAAAGAUGUCUCAGAUGAUUCAGACAUGUCACCACUACUGACAAGGGUGGAAAAGAAAAUGGACAGUUCUUCAACUGUUCUUCAUGUGCAGCAGAGUUCAGCCAUUCCCCGCUAUCCAUACUCUCAGAUUCAAAAACCUCUAUCUGCACAGGGGGGCUCCUCCAAAACUGACGAUGAGAAGCUUAUUGAAAUGAUUCAGCAAAAGAAUAGUCUCAAAAAACCCAUUAUGUACCAAAGAUCUUCUUCUUUGGAACUUAAAAGUCCUGCACAAGAUACUGACCAGUCAUUCUACUUAAAGCUUCCUAAAACAACAGUCCAGGGUGAAAGAAGAUUCAGUUUUGAAAAGCUUAUUGGCUGCAACAGUGUGACCCAUUCCUCGACCUCUGAAUCCUACACAGGACCUCCAAAACCUCCAGAUAGUAGUAGCUUUCAUCAAACUGAUGCACGUAAUGAGCGUCUGCCACCAAACCUACCCCCGAAGAUGAAGUCAUACCAGGUGCCUUUGUCACCUGUGUUAGAGACGUCUCCACCCAUCCCAACCAGUACUGAACCCCUGUAUGUAGAACUAGAUGAAGUGAAAGUUUUUAAUAAGGAGAAAGAAACAGAGGGAAAAGACAGUUCACAGAAUGACAAAGAUAAACGAUCACAACUUUCAACACAAGCAGCAGCCCGAUUUUCUCCUGUGACAGACACUGAGAAUACUUAUCCACUUGUAAAUUAUACCACGUUGAUGUUGCCCAUAGAUGUGAUAUCAAGAAACAAUGAUGACAGCUUCACAUUUACAUGGUCUCAAAGAGCCAUCACCUCCCACAGCUUGCCCGAUGGCCUCAUGGAAUGCGCUCACCCAGCAAAAACUGUCUUGCGUCCACGCCAUGGCCAUGAAUAUGUUGUUAUUAAAAGGAAGGCCAAAAUGUUGACCACAUCUCACUUACACUCAGCAUCUGGAAGGGUCUCGACUUUUGACUUGGAGCAUAAUGACACGCUAUCUGUUCUAUCAUCCUUAUCUACACCACAGAAUUCUCCAACCUUUUCUACCGUUGAGGGCCCUUCAAAGAGCAUUUAUCCUGACUUGGCUUUCUUUCAGCCAACCUUGUCACCUUGUUCGACCAUCAAUCCUUCUUGUUCUGCUUUGAGCAACAAUGAUUCUGGUCAGAGGGAAGAUGUUUGUGCAGAAAAUAUAUUUUUCCCUGUGGACUUGUGUGGCUUUAGCCCGCCUCCUUCACCAUUCUAUCCUAAGUCUUCUCCCAAUCAAGAAGUGCAUUAUCCCAUUUAUGUUAACCAAGAGUUUACAAGCAAACAUGUGCAGCCUAGUAUCAGACAUGUCAGUAGCAGUAGUAGUCAAUCUAGUGUCUCUCCAACCAAGACCAAUGUGCUUUCUAUUAUGUCUUCCAUUUUCUCCCCAAAGCCGAACUCCCCAUUUGGUGAUUUCCCUUCUAGUCAGCAAAAAAAGUAUCACAGCUUGCGGCAUUCUGAUCCAGAUCCAGGAAAAUUUGAAAAUUUUCAAUUAAGUAUUCCAAUGGUUAUUGCUUCAGAGAAAGAUGCUAUGAAAAAUAUCCAGACUUCAAACAAAUCCUCUAGUGAUAGGGUACCUCGGAAGGAAUAUGAGAAAUUUGUAAGUUCUAGUAUUAUUUCUAGAAGAAAUCAGUUUGCUGAGGACCAAAGGUUAGCUGAAGCCAUGUCCACUAGCUCAUCCAGUCAGCAGCUUCAGGUUCCUACUAUCAAAUCAAGUGGUUACAAGAAUAUUGAUUCUUUAAACGCAGCUGCAGCAGCUGAGCGCAGUUCUGCCUCCACUGAAGCAAUAUCUGCUAAAUAUUUGACUCUACCCAGAGGUUUAGGAUUAACAUAUACAUCCCAGGUAAACAGUUUUUCAAAAGCAGUAAGCUCUCAAAUUGAUAUGACUUCCAACCAGUUGAAACCAUUGUCUUCUUGUGAUCCAUACAGCAACAGUGCCGAUACACUUCCUUACCACUGUGAUCCUCCUCCACCAAUUCGUAUUCGACACAUUUCAUCUUCUUCUUCAUCAUCUCACUCAUCAUCACCUUGUUUGACCCCUGUAGAUAGUUCUGAUUCUCCACCAUCUUAUUAUGCUCCUUCUCCUCCAUACACUCCCCCUGCUCCUCCUUCCACACCUCCGCCACCCAUGGUGCCUCCAAGACACAGGCUACUACCUCCUGCCCCCUUAGAAGUGCCAACUUCCCCUUCAGAAAAUACAUCUGAUUCAUCGGAUGAUGAACAGGAACUGAACUACAUAGAGGUAGACAUGACCAAAGCCUCUGACGAGCCUGCCCAACACCCUCCAACUGUUUAUUUUCGUCCUCACAAAAGACCAAAGAAGGUUAAAGACUCUGCCAAAAUGCGCUAUGUGUUGAUAGACCACAGUGCAACCAAGGCCUUGCAACAGGCCAGGCAAGAACAUGUACAGGCUAGAGAUGGUACUCAGGUUAAGUCUGCAAGCCAACUCAAUAGAAUCAACUCAGCUCCUGCUUCCUCUAAAAAGAAACACUUCACUUUUAUUUCAAGGGAGAGAAAGCUUAGCUCUGGUUCUGUUGAAUCUUGCUAAUGCUUUUAACUUUUUCAGAAAUCCUGUCUAGUAUAUGAGAGGUAACAUGAAUUUGUGUACUGCUGGCUGUGAUAUCAAUGAAUAUUUCUAUGGGCAACCUCAAACAGUUUGAAGGUUAUCUCUUGUUGUCAUCUCUUCUUAAUAAUUCUUUUUUUCAAAAAAAUGUUAUUAAACUUUUAUUUUAUAACUUAGUUUGUCACCUGACACCAACUCUUAAAUCAUUGCACUCUUUAGACAAGGUUUGCUUGUUUUAAAUACAGAAUGAACAAACUUUUUGAUCUUAAUCAGAUAUUUCCUAAUUUCUAUUUAGAUAUUACCAGGUUGGUAAAAAAAAAAAAAGUAUCAUUUUCUAUAUAUUUAUAUGGAUCUUGGGAACAAAAAUAUAUUAUUAUUUAAGUAUGUGUUUUUAUGUUAUCAAGUACACAAAAGUACAUUCAUCCCAUAUGUUAAUCUAAUUCAUUCAUACAUAUAUUUUUUUUGUAAUUCUAUAAUUUCAUAAUGUAGUUUCUUAGAAAAACAUUUUUUUUUUUAUCUUACAAACAUUGUAAGAAAAUGUGCUAAUGAAACUAAAACUUUUGUUUACUAGUAGUUUUAUGCAAAUUUUUUAAAAUUAAAUAUCAUUAAAUAUCAAUGUAGGCUAUCAUAAAAAAAAACUGUUAUAUUUGAAAGAAGUUAAAAAGACAGUACUAUUUGUUCAUUUAAUCUUGUAGCAUAAAGCUAAUUGUUUGAAAUGUUGGUUCAGAUAUGUACAAAGUAAUUUUCCUUUUGCUCUUGUUGUUGAAGAAAGAAAGAAGCAAAAGCAUUUUUGUUUUUUAAUUUAAAUUAAAGUGUUACAACAUAAAAAAAUUACUUUGAACUGUGGAUUCAGAUAUGUAGAAUUGAAAUUUGAGCCGAAAGGUUUUCUGUUGUUUUUUUUUUUAACGAGGAAGUAAGAAAGUUGAGGGCUAUGUAGUGCUGUUCUUCGCUAAAUUGAAUACGUAUGAAGAAAAUGCAAUUUAUUUUAUCUUUAAGUAGUGAUUUCUUUUCAAGUGACCUAUUCUGAAUUAAACUGAAUAGUUACUUUUAUGAACAGUAAAAACAGUAAAAGCUUCCCUCCAUAUCCUCUGAGUUGUUUUGAUAUCAACCUGAACAUGAUCCACUUAUCUACUGGAACAUUAUUUAUUUGUCUUGUACUUUUCACAUAUAAAUUGUUGUAAAAUAGUGAAUGUAAAUAUGUACAUCUAACUACACAAGUCAAAAUAGUUGUGCCUGAAACAAUAUAUGCAAACUGAACCAUAAGAUAUAUUAAUAUGUGUAUAGUUUUUUAAGUUGUUUUUUCUUGAUGAUUAUUAUUGUUUCACCUCAAACAGUAUUACUUUUGUUGAUGGUUGUAUUAAUGCUGCACAAAUUGUGAUGAACAAAGGUGCAUUUUGUUUUUGUACUGUGUGACUUUAUUUAUUGAUGACUAUUUAUGCUCAUUUUGUUUUGUAUUUUUAUACUAAAUGUUUUGGCGUAGAGUCAUGUAGUUGAAGAGUGAAAUGAUAGUUAAACAAAAUUGAUAUAGUGUGCAAAAUAUUACUGGCAAUAGAAAAAUCUGCCAUACUAAAAGUUAUAAAAAAAUUUUUCAUUGUAAAUUGAAACACAAAGUGUGAUCAUUGUGUCAGACAUAGUUAUAAAGGUUAUUUAAAUCAUUUGUCUGUAGGUUUUAGGAUAUGAAAUUAUUAUUCUUUGAAAUAGAUGAAUAGAAUAGAUUCAUGUAGCUCUAGUUGUAGAUUCAUGUAGCUCUAGCUCAAGUUGCUAUAAAAUAGUGCUUCACAAUAUCUACAGAUUUUACUUUUCAUAACAGAGUAAUUUUGUCCAUCCACACAUGCAGGACAUUGUGUAUAGAUAUUCUGUUCUUUAAAAAAAAAAAAAUAUUUUUUUUGUAUCUAUUUUUUUAAGUGUCUAAAAUGGUGAGUUAUGCACUAGUUAUUGAGUGGUUUAAAAAAAGGACAUAAUUGUAUUCUAUGAUAUUAAAAAAAUUUUUAUAAAUACAUUUUCAAUGGAUUUUUCUACAAAAUUGUACUUCAGCCUUUUUAGUAAAUUACUGAAAAUUAAAUAAUAAAUGGUUUAAGAGAGCUUCCGAUUUUUCGCCAAUUUUGGUCAAUUUCUGUACUUAGAAUGAGAAUCUUUCUUAAGUGUCAUUUGGUGGUCCAGAGAUUUUGUGAUGAUCAGUCAGUGAGCGGUAUUUCAUAUGCAUGUAUUUCUAUAAAACACUCAUAUCUGCCUAAUUGCCCUUUAAAAUACAGUAACACCUAGUAUUAGCGUUGUGUUUAAAAUAAUCUACAGUAGAAUGCCCUCACCUGAAGAAUAUUUUAUCCUAUAUUUCAAAACUGGCUAUACCAUUCCAUUAGCUCUCAUUUUAAACCAAAUAUAUUGAACUUCUGGUUGCAUACACAUAGUUUUAAAAGAAUAGUUUUAUGAAAUAGAAAAAAAAAUGUGGGAUAUUGAUAGAAUAAAUCAAGUGUAUUUUUUGAUAUGCUAUGAUCUUCUGAGGGUAGUUUCUUUUGUUAUAUUUGGAUAGAUGCUUUUGUUACUUUAAAAAAAAGAAUAAUAAUAACAUUCCUCUCUUGUAUCUUCUAGACAGUUUUGAUCUUUUUUUUUUUUUUUUGUUUUGGACUUUUUGUCUUGUACCAUAACCUAGGUCAAUGAGCCAACAAGAGCAACGACAGAAUGCCUACAGAUUUCACCAUCAAAUAUCAAACUACUUUUGUCUUUUGCUAUCAUUCCAGUACAUUCAUGUUGAAUAUCAGAAUUUGUAAUAAAUCAUUUGGUUUUCAUUUAAGUAAAGGUAGAAAGUUGUGCACAUUGUUUAGCACUCAACACAUUUGUAGGUAGAGACAGGUUUUGUUUGUUUUAAUACCAUGUGCAACAUUGGAGAGUUGUGUCCAGUUUGUCAUUAUUUUUUUGGUUUGUGCAUACAAGAAUGUCUUUAUUAAUUAAUUUGUUCACAGACUGAGACUUUUUAUUAUUAUUAUUAAACUGCACACCUGACAAAAAUUGUCCACAAUGUUUUUUUUAUAAAUGAAUAAAAAAUCUAAUUUUUUUAGAAAAAAACAACAAAAAAACCUAGGUUUUAUUAAGUAGACUUGUAUAUAUAGUUUUUAUUAAUACCAAUAAGGUUGUUGUUUUUUUAAAUACAGUUGCUUUAAGUUAGGAUUUAACAAAUAUAAUUAGUUUCUCCCAGUUAUAACUUUAUUUCAUUACUCUAUAAUCUUUAGAACAUUAUCAUUUGAUUUAAAAUUGAAAAAAAAAAUAUGUUCAGGGCUUAUAAUGUAAUGCAUUAUAAAUAAAUGUGCUGUUAACAUGUCACACUUGAUAUUUUUCCUUCUAGUUAAAAAAAAAGCUUCAAUAAUAAAGAAGAAACAAUAGUGAGUGAUAAUAAUUCUAUAGUCCUUGUUUUUCAAAAUAGUUGUUUCUCUGUAGAAAGUUUUGUCUACUAAGUAAUGUUAGAAUCACUAUUUGAAUAAUAAUGUGCACAUUUGAGUCCAUUGUAAAUAACUGAAGGUCUCAAUGUUUUGCUAUUUAGAUGAAAUGUUUUCCUUGAGUUAAUGUAUAUUGCAGUAGUUCAAUGUUUACAUAAGUAAAUGUGUACUAAAUGUUUUUUUGCUGUACCUACUGGUGUUAGCAAGUGACAUUGGCCAGAUGUUAUUACUUGUCAAGGUUGUGUCAUGAUUUUUUUUUUCAUGAGACCCAAAUUACAUUUCGUUAUUUUAUGGGCCAUUGUCUUCCAUUAUACUGGAACAAAUACUUGCAAAAUAGCUGUUCUCCAUCUCACAGCUGUUACUGAUUAAAAACAUGCAUGUAAUGUUAUUUAUGCCUGCAUAGUAGAGCCUGUACUUCUAUAGUUUUCAGCAUUGUUUCCAUCUAGUUGUCUUCUGAAAUAUGAUCAGCAAUGAUUUGCAGCUAUCCCAUAUUUUGUUUUUGUCUGCCUGGCUAGUUUAGUUUGAACAUCUUCAUUUACUUGUACAAUUUUGUCAAACACAGACUAGGUGGAAUGAAAAGUGUGGCUUGUUUACAACUAUUCAUAUUGUCAAAAAGAAAUGUUCUAGAUUUAAAACCAGUUUGUCUAUUAGUAGAGCGCACAAAAAUGUUAGGUUUUUGUUUACAUAGGAGCAGAUAUAAAUAUGCUUGGACUUUUAUUUUACUAUUACUACAAUUACUAUGUCGGGACAUAUUGAGACACUAUGUUAUUGUGCGACAUAGUUCUAAGGUUACUCCUGGAUGUAUCAGAAUGUCAUAUGUGUUACUUAGGUGGCUACUAUCACAAAAUAAUGCCAUGUGGGUAAAAAUUGUGUACAAUGCAUGCAUCAGUAGAAUGGAUUAUAGAAUGAUGAAGUAUACCCAUCUAAUCAUUUAUUGAAUUAUUAGUCUUUAUGAGCUAUUAAUUUGUGUUUUAUUAAAACAUGAAGUGCCUCAAACAAUGCUCUAUUUAAUGUGCCUUUACCUUGUAUGCAAUAUGGGAUCAGCUAUUUUAGCCAUCUUAUGCAUGUUCAUAUUUCAUUUGUAUACUUUUCUCUACAUAUUUUUUUCUUUGUAUCAAACUAUUGUUUUAUUAUGCCAUAAUUUAUUAUUUUGUCAGAUGUGCAAAAGGAAUAAAUAAAACAUUAUUCAUUGUCUGCAA
Molecule: messenger RNA, 10595 nt
Organism: Biomphalaria glabrata
Lineage: Eukaryota; Metazoa; Mollusca; Gastropoda; Planorbidae
Exons: 7
Coding region: 77-5953 (1958 amino acids)
Biological process (GO): neuromuscular junction development; positive regulation of protein tyrosine kinase activity
Molecular function (GO): protein kinase binding
Source: RefSeq, a predicted model, not a curated record